AUGGCGAAUCCAGCGCAGGCCCCAGCUCUUCCCCAGCGUCUUGUGAACUUCUUUGCCCGGUAUCCCCCCCAAUUGCACUCCGCUGCUGUCCGUCGUCCAGCACCUCGCCCAAAGGAAGCGACCGUUCCGCAAACACCACUCCCAUCACCAUACACCUCUGACCGUGAUGCCAAGGGUGCCCAAGCACUGAAGCCAACUGAAUGGACCCCUGCAAAGGCACUCCUUGUGACCAGUGACACUGUUCGCAACCCUUUCCUUCCACACAAGCGAUUUGGAAAGUGGGAGAGUCCGAGAUAUGGACUGCGACAACAAGCGGACUUGAUGAAGUUGGCCAUCAAAUAUAAGGUGGAAACACUUCUUCCUCCCAGCCGCAAGUCACCCGAGUUCAAGGAUAAACGUCGUCAGGAGCGUGGAUUGCAAGUCAAGGGAACUGGUAUUGGCCAGAAGGUCAAGGGUCACAAAUGGGAGCGUACAAUGGAGUCGCGUCUCGAGGACCGUCGCAAGGCCAUGGAGGGAAUGCCGGAAAUGGUCCGCAUGUGGAAGCAGGUCAUGGACGUGGAUGGAAGCAAUGGCCCAAGCGGUAAUGGCAACGCCCCAACAGAACUCGUUGAAGCGUCUUUCUAUUCUUUAUUCUGGCGGGUUUGUUCGGUUUUGGCUUUCCGACGCCAUACCGGCUCCUCCACAUCAGGAGCUUGGGAUGGAGUUCUUAUUUUUUUCCUUUUUCUUUCGAAGUAUACUACCAACACAUUAUGUACAAUACAAACUGCGGUCACAUACCCCAAUGCUAGCCAAUGGACACUCACACAUCAUAUUCAGCCCUUGCUUCUCAGAAGUCCAGUCGAAAAAGGUCCAAGCUUUGGGGUCAGCGAUUAUUGA
Penicillium salamii is the source of this 876-nucleotide messenger RNA. Lineage: Eukaryota; Fungi; Ascomycota; Eurotiomycetes; Eurotiales; Aspergillaceae. The record is from the annotation of a GenBank genome assembly.